AAACUAUUUUACCUGAAACAUAUAAUAUGGAGUAUUAAGCCAGUUAGAAACACAGAAGAUUUAGAUAUAAGAGAUAGGCAGCCAAGUCCUCUUGCAAAAUCGGAGACAUUGAUCUCAGCAGAUUUUUUUGAUUUUUCAAAACAUCCUAAUUUGAUUGUGUACGUGUUGGACAGUCAAAAUCCAAUUAAUUUGAGGAAUCUGUAUGAAGGGAAUCACAAUGUGAGUUGGGAAGAGGACUUUAUUCAAGUUUUCAUAGUGUUAGAUAACAUAAAUUCACCGGAAAACAAAGACAUAAUAGUAAAGGCUAAACGUAAAGAAAAAGCAAUAAAAACCAAUAACUAUGAAACGGUGGGCGGAUAUACGUUCAUAACGGACGAUUUCGGACGCCCUGUCAACAAGUAUUUAGACGAGCCUUUUCCUUUGGCAACCGGACCAGCUAGGCGGUGUAAUCACGGCCCAUCAAUUGCAUUACAGACAUACACCCUUGCUUCGAUCAUAUUAUUAAAGGAUAACGAUAUGCUAUGGCUCGCAAUAAUAGGUCACACGAGUCUUUUCGUGUCUAAAAGAAUAAAUCUUGUAGAAUAUAAUAAAAUGAUCGGAUUUUUGGACGCCGAAGUUAUGGAUUUGAAUAAUUCUGACAGC
Molecule: messenger RNA, 642 nt
Organism: Racocetra persica
Lineage: Eukaryota; Fungi; Glomeromycota; Glomeromycetes; Diversisporales; Gigasporaceae
Source: the annotation of a GenBank genome assembly